Messenger RNA from Closterium sp. Naga37s-1, 477 nucleotides. Lineage: Eukaryota; Viridiplantae; Streptophyta; Zygnematophyceae; Desmidiales; Closteriaceae. The record is from the annotation of a GenBank genome assembly.
AUGGGUGGAAGGACGGAAACAGGAGGAGGCAGGCUGAGAGCAGCAGAAGCGGGGGGCGAUGCAGCCACAUCACGGCACGAGGACGGCCAUGAGACACCAGCGGCAAGAGAAGAAGCGGCAGAGAGCGACGCAGCAGGGUGCUUGCAGGGAGAGGGGAUGACGACUGGUAGUGGGGAUACGGAGGGAGUGAUUGGUGGAGAGAGUGAUGAGGGGCGUGCUCAGAUAGGGGCUGCAAUGCUGGAAGGGCAGAAUGGAUGGAAGGGACAGGCGUGGGCACGUGGGUUUGGGGCAGCAGGGGGAGGCGAGUGGGCGGUGGUGCAGCAGCAGUUGGAGCAGUCGGGGUUGCUUGCCCGCUCGCCCACGCCACAACAGCUCCAGGUGUGUCUGGUGGUGUGGCUGGUGGAUAUGCAUAUUGACUCUCGGCACCUCUCCAUCUUCGCUGCUAUAGAUGAGGAGGUGAAAAGUGCAGCAGCGUAA